AACAUUUGGAAGAUUAGUAAAACAAAUUAUAAAAGUUAACGAACUAAACAAUUAAUAUUCCAUUUUUCUGCUAUCAUUUACAAAUAAUUCCCUAAGUUUGUGUUUCGAGUGCGAAAAUUUUAGCAGAGGAAAAAAUGAGGGCUGGAGCUCAGAAAUUUGUUACCAAGGCUCAAACACUCUUCCCCAAGGUUGAACCAGAUCAAGAGAUUGGUGCAGCCAAAAAAAGGAGAAAAGAUGAUGUUGAGGAAUCCUCUAAUAAGAGGAGGACAAAGCAGGAGGAUCCUUUCGCCGAGGUUUACAUCACUGAGAAAUCCAGAAGAUUGAAAGAACUCCAAAAGAGAGUGGCGAAAACUAUGAAUGAGGUUCGUGACGCGGAGAAGCAGCGCUGGAAACGUAUCCAUGACUUGAAUAAGAAUAAUAUGAAGAACCUGCCUGUUAAGCCUGAUCACAUUGACACUAAGGCCCAAGAGCUGGCAAUUCUAUGGAAAGGGAAGAUAAGAAUUGAAACUCCAAGAUCAUCCUCCCUCGAGGCUGAAGACAAAGACUGGGGGAAAUUGAGAGACAUAUUCGAACUUAUGUCAGAUUAUAACCUCAAAAUCGAGAUGCCAGUAGACCUUAUUGUCAAGCUCAUGGAUCAGCGACCAGACAAUCAACCAUCAACCUCUAAUCUAGCUUGCUAGGGUGGAUCUUGGGGUUCCUAAACCUGAGAGGUCUUGAAGUUAUGUGUCUUAAGUUAAAGACUAGUAAGAACCAAAUUACAAUACAAGAGGAUGUCGGUUAUAGUGCAUACUCAGUAAAGUCCUCCACUUUUGUGUCAAAGGACUGUUUUCAUCAUCUGUUUUCCAAGAUUCUUUUAAUAAUGAUGUUGGGGUCUU
Arabidopsis arenosa is the source of this 875-nucleotide messenger RNA. NCBI's taxonomy places the organism in Eukaryota, Viridiplantae, Streptophyta, Magnoliopsida, Brassicales, Brassicaceae. The record is from the annotation of a GenBank genome assembly.